AUGUCCGAUUACUUUACGCUUAAUGAUCCCCUAAACUUGAUCUUACGUCCAGAUUCGGACGAAAAUCAGGAGAAUUGUAAUGAUUCGCUGGCAAAUCCUUCGGUACCAAGCAAAGAACCUUGUCAAACGUGUCAUAGUAAUGAAUGGAAAUACAAAUGUCCAAAAUGCGAAUUUCUAUCAUGUUCUUUAAUAUGCACGAAAUCACACAAGGAAAAAUACAACUGCGAUGGAAUUAGAUCAAAAAUUAGUUACAUACCGCAGGAUAAGUAUGGCUAUCGAGAGUUGAUGAGCGGUCAGUGUCAAUUGAAAAUUUUUAGGCUACUAGUCCUAUAUUUCAGUAAAAUAACUUCUGUUUUGUUAGAUUAUGUGUGGCUUGAAGACAUCUCACGUGUAAUCGACUCCGCUCAUCGAACUAGAAUUGAUCAAAAGCAUGUGACACUUAAAUUCAAGAAAAGGUAUAGCAAAAAAUCACAAAAGAGGUGGUCAAAAUUACAUAAGAAACAGUCGACGAUAAAUGAUUAA
Molecule: messenger RNA, 522 nt
Organism: Acaulospora morrowiae
Lineage: Eukaryota; Fungi; Glomeromycota; Glomeromycetes; Diversisporales; Acaulosporaceae
Source: the annotation of a GenBank genome assembly